GACGCGGCUUGCGAAGUGUAUAUAUGGAGGUCGAAAAAAAAGGACUCCGUCGUAGCGACAGGAUGCGAGAUGAGCGCCAUGCUUCGACGCAGAGCCGUCAGCCUGUCUAUCAGACAAAUCGACAAGUCCGCCACCGCCCGCCUCUCGCUGCCGAACCCGCGCCCCAGCCACGUCAGUCCGCGGCUCGACGAGCUGGUCAAAUCGCGCUUUCUUCGAUGCAUCCUCUACGGCGUGCAAGACGUCUCGUCGACCGACUGUGAAGAUCGAACAGUCCUCGCGAAGGACCAGUCGUCUGCCGAGACCCAGCCGUCCGCGCGGACCGUCGACGCCGAAGAGCUUCUCGCCUCGACGUCCGGUUCAGACUCGAUCCCGCGAGGCGUCAAAGGCCAUCUCGACACGCUCAUCGACCCAAGUGGCAUUCUUCGUCCCGUCGUCGGCGGUGUUCAAGACUCUGUAGAUGCGCAGACCACCCCCCUUCAGCCGAACGAGAUGCCAAAGCCAGGACAACCUUAGAGGGGAAUAGAACCAAGUCUCGCUGGUCUGCGCCAAUCUCUCACAUUUCGUCGGAGCCCGCCCCAAAAAAAAUUGCAAACAAAAGCUCUUCAAAAAGUGUUGAUGCUCCAGUUGAGGCUCUGCUUUUGGCUCAAAAUCCUUGCGGUCACGGACUUUCCACCAGCUCAAGGUCUGGGCUUCGCACUUUGGCGCGGCCGUAUCGAGCUUUGUCAGUUCCAUCAUUCGUUCCUUAGCUAGAUUACACGCACGACUAGAAUGGAACACGUCGCGAGUGUCAAGAUCGAGAAAGAGCGAGAUGAAGUUGGUUGGGCAGUCAACAUGACAUCAUAUCGAUACAUGUGUGGUAAACUUUAAAACAAUAAAUUCAGAACGUCUCAAGAAUAAAAAGUCCACUCGGACUAUUUGACGUCUCCGCUAACCCCCU
Molecule: messenger RNA, 937 nt
Organism: Verruconis gallopava
Lineage: Eukaryota; Fungi; Ascomycota; Dothideomycetes; Venturiales; Sympoventuriaceae
Exons: 1
Coding region: 70-513 (147 amino acids)
Source: RefSeq, a predicted model, not a curated record